This is a messenger RNA of Exophiala spinifera, 1728 nucleotides long. RefSeq lists its product as uncharacterized. The transcript has 4 exons. The record is from RefSeq and is a predicted model, not a curated record. The coding region runs from base 1 to 1728 and encodes 575 amino acids. Lineage: Eukaryota; Fungi; Ascomycota; Eurotiomycetes; Chaetothyriales; Herpotrichiellaceae.
AUGCAAAAUCCGAAACCACAGGUCACAGUCUCGUUCUCGGUUCCCAAUCAUCCACUCCGCUCCCUACCCACCAACAUACACAAUGGCGCUCGGUUUCCAAAACGCACCAUAGCUGCAUCGCCAUUGAGCAAGGAGAUUCCACAGCUCUCUCCAGAGUCUCAACGCCCGAGUUUGCGUGCGAGGAAUUCGGUGACCUCUCGAGCAAGCAGUGUGCCCUCCACCCCACUCGACGACAUUCCGAGGCCUCUUUGGGAGCGAACUUUCAUUCGCACGGCGACCACUCCAGAGGCAACGAGUCCAGAGCUCUCGAUUGAAGAGAUCACCUCGACAAAGCUUUCACUCGACGACGAGGAAUUUCUAACCAGCUUGCCAGACAGUGAAAACUACAAGCAGGCGAAACUUGGAAUAUCUUGUGCGAGAAAAUGCACCGUGGACAUUGGGGAAGACCGUCCAGGCAGGUGGAAGAAGAUGAGAAGGACAUUGAGAAAGAUACCCAACGAUCUCUUCGCCUGGAAGAGUCGACCCUCCACACCCGUCAAAAGGGAGCUUUGCGUCGACCAUCCUGCUACCACCGAAUCUUUGUUGCCGGAACCAGAACUCCUGACCGAAUCCUGUGUGCCACCGCCAGCAAAGUCGACGGAUGUGCAAGAGCCUGACAAGGAGAUUGUCGAACCUCUGGUGUUAGACUAUGACGGAAUGCCAAAAGGGUCAGUUUCUCGAUCUGAAGAGUUAUCCCAAGUCUCGAGAAGAAUUCGCGAAGAGCUGAAGGAUAGCAGUAGAAUGCAGACGUCUUCGAAGUCAACGGACCCGCCACCACAUUUCAGAGGUCCGUUCCUCAACCAAAGAACCCACAAAUUGUCUUCGAAGGCACGCGUUGCUGCGACUCACCUCUAUGGUCAACGCGGGUUGCCUCCCGACUUUCCCCCUCGUCGUCGUCGACUGACAGAUAAACCGACAACUUCGGCCCGUGGUGAGGGAGCCCAUCGCUAUUCUGUCAGCAUUCAUAGGCCGAGGAGGCCAAGUUUGUCGAAUGCUACAAUUGGCCAGAACUCAGCAGCAUCCAUCGGUCGAACUUCCCGACCAAGUUCGAGGCCAGGUACAAAUGCGGAAUCCAACAAAUCGAUAAGCGGCAGAACAGCAGUACCGAGACCAAUGGUGUAUAUGGAUGGAGCGAUCUCUUCCUCUACCAUACUUUGGGACCAUGGUUUCGUUAGACAGCGACCCUCAACCUCAUCCACAACCCGCCCAGCACCAAAUUCAGCUUCUCGUCCGACCACUCGUGCCGGAGCUGAACCCUGCGCUGUACGUUCACCCGCACCUGAAAUCGAAAUGGGAGGACGAGAUAUUCCCGAGUGGGCAAAGGUUCCAACUUUUGUUCCAAGAACGGUUAGAGCUCCUCGUAGAACGGCAAACCAAGUCGGUUUAUCAGGCGAUACGGCUCCACUGAAGCCAGCCCGGGAGGAGAGCGACAUGGAUGGGUUCCAGCCUGAACUCAAUCUUUCCGACACUGCAAUUUCGGACGUGUCAUUUGCGUCUUUGCAUGUGCAGACUUCCAAUCAGUCGUCGCUCGAGAGACAAGCUGUGUUGCGAAACAAGGAGAACGAGUUCGAGGUCCCGCAGCGAACGUCUGCUAAGAGUCGAGAGAGGAUAUCCCAGCUACUCGCCACUACUUGGAAAGAAGGUAAUAACAAAAUACGGCGCAUGGCGUUACAAGGGCCCGCUGUCUAG